UUUCCACAAGAAAAGGUUGUUUUCAUGUUUGGGAUUCAGGAAAGCAUCCAACGGAGUGGAAGCAGCAUGAAGGAAGAGCCGCUGGGCAGCGGCAUGAACGCGGUGCGGACGUGGAUGCAGGGCGCCGGGGUGCUGGACGCCAACACGGCGGCGCAGAGCGGGGUGGGUCUGGCCCGGGCUCACUUUGAGAAGCAGCCGCCUUCCAAUCUGCGGAAAUCCAACUUCUUCCACUUCGUCCUGGCCCUCUACGACAGACAGGGCCAGCCCGUGGAGAUCGAGAGGACAGCCUUUGUGGGGUUCGUGGAGAAGGAAAAAGAAGCCAACAGCGAAAAGACCAAUAACGGGAUUCACUACCGGCUCCAGCUCCUCUACAGCAAUGGAAUAAGGACGGAGCAGGAUUUCUACGUUCGCCUCAUUGACUCCAUGACAAAACAAGCCAUAGUGUAUGAAGGCCAAGACAAGAACCCAGAAAUGUGCCGAGUGUUGCUCACACACGAAAUCAUGUGCAGCCGCUGUUGUGACAAGAAAAGCUGUGGCAACCGAAAUGAGACUCCCUCAGAUCCAGUGAUAAUUGACAGGUUCUUCUUGAAAUUUUUCCUCAAGUGUAACCAAAAUUGCCUAAAGAAUGCGGGAAACCCACGUGACAUGCGGAGAUUCCAGGUCGUGGUGUCUACGACAGUCAAUGUGGAUGGCCAUGUCCUGGCAGUCUCUGAUAAUAUGUUUGUCCAUAAUAACUCCAAGCAUGGGCGGAGGGCUCGGAGGCUUGACCCCUCGGAAGGUACGCCCUCUUAUCUGGAACAUGCAGCUACUCCCUGUAUCAAAGCCAUCAGCCCGAGUGAAGGAUGGACGACGGGAGGUGCGACUGUGAUCAUCAUAGGGGACAAUUUCUUUGAUGGGUUACAGGUCAUAUUCGGUACCAUGCUGGUCUGGAGUGAGUUGAUUACUCCUCAUGCCAUCCGGGUGCAAACUCCUCCUCGGCACAUCCCUGGUGUUGUAGAGGUCACAUUGUCCUACAAAUCCAAACAGUUCUGCAAAGGGACACCGGGAAGAUUCAUUUACACAGCACUCAAUGAACCCACCAUCGAUUACGGUUUCCAGAGGUUACAGAAGGUUAUUCCCCGGCACCCUGGCGACCCUGAGCGCUUGCCAAAGGAAGUGAUACUCAAAAGGGCUGCAGAUCUGGUGGAAGCGCUGUAUGGGAUGCCACACAACAACCAGGAGAUUAUUCUGAAGAGAGCAGCUGACAUCGCAGAGGCCCUGUACAGUGUCCCCCGCAACCACAGCCAGCUCCCGGCCCUCACUAACACCUCGGUCCACGCGGGAAUGAUGGGCGUGAAUUCCUUCAGUGGACAACUGGCUGUGAAUGUCUCCGAGGCGUCGCAGGCUACCAAUCAGGGUUUCACCCGCAACUCAAGCAGCGUAUCACCACAUGGGUACGUGCCGAGCACCACCCCUCAGCAGACCAACUAUAACUCGGUCACCACGAGCAUGAAUGGAUACGGCACUGCCGCCAUGUCCAAUUUGGGCGGCUCCCCGACCUUCCUCAAUGGCUCAGCUGCCAACUCGCCCUAUGCCAUCGUGCCAUCCAGCCCCACCAUGGCCUCCUCCACAAGCCUCCCCUCCAACUGCAGCAGCUCCUCCGGCAUCUUCUCCUUCUCACCAGCCAACAUGGUCUCAGCCGUGAAACAGAAGAGUGCUUUUGCGCCUGUGGUCAGACCCCAGACCUCCCCACCUCCCACCUGCACCAGCACCAACGGGAACAGCCUGCAAGAUCAGUCUUUUGUGGACUCUAGCAAGUUCUCCACUGCAGGGUCUCUCCCGGGACUGGCCUUCUCCUGAACGAUAUCUGGCAUGAUUGUUCCUCCCAUGUGAAAGAAUUGCCUUGAAGAAUUUUAUUAAUGAAGAGGUUGGAUUCUGCUACAGAAAGUAAUCUGAUACAAGUCCCAGAGUGGAACUUUUAACUCAGGCCUUUUUAAGAGGAAUCACAAUAACUGCAGAUUUUUAAACAAACAAUAUCACCGACCUUGCAAAUACUGAAAUUGGAAGGGAUCUGCUAAUGCAGGGUGUUGGUUACAGUUGUACCUCCCAAGUCCUUGGGGGGAUAUAUUUAUUCUGUGUUGAUAAAAGCAAAUCCUCUUUUUCUUUCUCUCUCUCUUUUUUUUUUAAAGCUUAACUCGGCAAUCAUUUGUCUUUUAUAAACCAUAAAGCUGUAUACAAGGGACACUAUAAAUGAGACUCCAUGUUUUAAUUUAUGAUGUUUUUAAAGCUGUGUAAAAGGAGAAUGAAAUGGUGAUAUUUACAAAAAAGUUUAAAAAGAAAAAAAGAAAAAAAAAAAAGCUUGUAUGGGACAGAAUAGGAAUGCCAGUUAGAUUUUUUUAGAAAACUAAGGGUCGGCUUUUGCGCCUUAAAGCAUAUCAAGUGGUAGUUACUCGGACAGUGCAUUUCCAAUAUCUAACUUAACAUGCCACCCCUUAGCAGUGCAAGCUUAUUUCUCUCUUUUGUAUUGUUGUCUUAAGUAACUGUGUAAAUAAAUGCAGCCUGGAAAGUUAAAAAGUGAUGUAAGUGAUCACAUUUUCCCCUUCUACUCAAAAAUCCAGUGCCUCUAGACAGAUCUUAAAACUGCAUAUUUAAACCUGACAGCACUCUCUCUCUCUUGCUUAUGUCAACUUCUUCGGAAGCCGAUGGCCUCUCGAGAGCUUGGUGGCACACGUGCUGUGUGAGAAUCUCCUCUGAGACUUCAUGGAACAGGGUCAGGCACAGAAUUCCACAUUAUGCCCUCCAGUUAUCAACCCCAAAUCCCACUUACACUCCGCCCUUUACACGGUUAAAGUUUACUCAUCCUAAAUGCUGACUUCAUACCAAUCCUUCAAAAGCUGACAAAAGCAACAUGGCAGGUAUUUCAGAUUUCCCAUCCGAGAUAGCGCCUCUAUCAGUCGACCCUUACCAUUUGUAACAUAGUAGAUUGAAACGACAGGUUAAGUGCUUUGGAAUUAAGAAUAAAAGGAAACUGGGAGAAAGGAGAAGAAGGUUGAGAUCUCCAAAACAUGGUUUUCUGUUUGAUGGGAAUUUUUGCUCUCAUUAUCUGGGAAGUGUUCUUAAAAAUAGGAAUUAAUAGCAAAGAUGCAGCAAAGCUCUGAGGAUGCAUUUGCCUGAUAUUUUUUUCUUUGCUGUUGUGUUUUGUAUGUAGUUAUAAAUACUGUAGAUUUUUUGUGAUUUUUUGCCAAAGUUGUUGUUCUAUUUAUACAUUUUAAUGUCUUAAGACAGUUUUUCAAUAUCACAAAAAAAGAUUUUACUGCAUAUUUUGCAAAGAAAAAAAAGCUCACUACCUUUAGCUUGCACAUACUUGCAAAGUUAAUUAAAAGGCUUUUUGUUUUAAAGGGGAUUUUGUAAGAUAUCCGUAUAAAUAAUGUAUUUAUCUUUGGAAUUUGUACAUUGCUUUCCCCUUCCUCCUUUUCCUCCAACUCCCAGUUUAUUUUAUUGUGUAUGUUUGCUAUGUGAAAAGUGCGUAUUUGUUUGGCCACCUAUAGUUAUAUUAGCUAUUUCAAUGUGAUUUUUAAACAUUUCAUUUAUAGUUAUUUUUAGUAUUGUUUUAAACCAUGCUUCAUUUUUUUAAUUUUCACCCAAAAGCCAUUGUCUAUUUUUGUAUUAUUUGUAAGUUAAGAAGUUUUUUCCAAUAUAUGGCAAAAAAUAGUAGCAUAUUAUUCUUGUAGCAUUUAGUUCUGUAGAUUAAAAAAAAUGUAUCCUUUGCUUUGGAAGCUUACAGAAAAAAAACCCUAAUGCUGUUUUACUCUAUUAAUAUGCAUGGAACCUCUUCCUUUGGAGUGACGCAUUUUGUGCAUUAAAUUCCGGGGAGAAACUUCAUAGAAAUCAAUGAACAUACUUUCUUUCCUAAGUCUGCUUGUAUAUUUCCUCUGUCUUUCACAUAAAUAUAAACCAGCAGAUUGGAUGCCUUAACAAUGCAAAUCAUAUUCAUUUCACUUGUACAUUGUAACUGUGCACCAGAACUGUCAGUCAUCACUAACAUUCUAAGAAAAAAGAAAAAGAAAAAAAAGAAAAAAAAAAAAACAAAGAAAUCGAAAAGCACAAAAGAACUGUUUUGUUACCUUAAGACAAUGUAACUUUUUCUAGUAGAGCAAGAAAUUUACAACAAUGCUGCAACUGUGCAUGCCCCCAUAUGGAUUUUGCAAUGGUUUUCACUAGACUGUCAGAGUGCGAUUUUU
Globicephala melas (long-finned pilot whale) is the source of this 4220-nucleotide messenger RNA. It is a transcript of the gene EBF1, whose product is annotated as EBF transcription factor 1. Gene Ontology annotation, biological process: regulation of transcription by RNA polymerase II. Gene Ontology annotation, molecular function: RNA polymerase II cis-regulatory region sequence-specific DNA binding; DNA-binding transcription factor activity, RNA polymerase II-specific. Lineage: Eukaryota; Metazoa; Chordata; Mammalia; Artiodactyla; Delphinidae. The record is from RefSeq and is a predicted model, not a curated record.